Molecule: messenger RNA, 417 nt
Organism: Nematocida major
Lineage: Eukaryota; Fungi; Microsporidia
Exons: 1
Coding region: 1-417 (138 amino acids)
Source: RefSeq, a predicted model, not a curated record
AUGCGCCCCUUCCUAGAGAAAAUUAUUGUGCACGCUCUGCUUGCCUCUGAAAGACAGAAAAUAGGGCAGUUCGAAGGGGCGUAUAGAAAACCCAGAAAAAGAAGAGAAGUGAAAACGCGGCCAUACUCUACGCAGGAGCAGCCCAGAGCUCCCCCAAGCAUAGAGUGCCGCCUGCUCUCAGUGGAGACAAGCCUUGGGCGCCUGCUCUCAACAGCUUCUAUAGAACACGCAGAAAGUGCGCAUUGGAGACCGUCCCAUGCAAUGGACCCUGCACUUUAUCGGUGCAGACACUGCCUCGGCUGGGCAUUUGAAACCAGAAAAAGCAUCUCUCUCCAUAACAUUGGCCUGUCAGCGCAGAAAACCCCCAAUAGAAAAAGAGUGCAAAACUAUAUUUCUGAUGUGCAAUAUAAUAUGUGA